This is a messenger RNA of Camponotus floridanus (Florida carpenter ant), 1577 nucleotides long. RefSeq names its product Krueppel homolog 2 (gene Kr-h2). NCBI's taxonomy places the organism in Eukaryota, Metazoa, Arthropoda, Insecta, Hymenoptera, Formicidae. Gene Ontology annotation, biological process: endoplasmic reticulum tubular network organization; membrane organization. The record is from RefSeq and is a predicted model, not a curated record. The transcript is spliced from 6 exons. Bases 68 to 826 code for a protein of 252 amino acids. Gene Ontology annotation, cellular component: endoplasmic reticulum; membrane.
GUUACAUCGGAAUAUAUCGUGCGUAUCAUCGUACGAGGUGAAUUACGUCUGGAAAAUAGCAUCAGGUAUGGAUAGUACAAGUGGAUCGAGCGACUCAUCGCCAAAUGUGGAAAAGGGAUGGCUAGCUUUGAAACAGCAUAUUAUAGAAAACAAGAUUAACUUUGGAUUAUGGGUCACAAGACUCUUCACCAUAAUAUUCACCAUUGGUUAUAUCAUUCCUAUAUUUGGGAAUCCUUACAAUAUAUACUAUAAGGUAUUGAUGAAUAAUGCAGCCACCAGUGCAUUACGUCUUCACCAAAGAGUGCCCCGUGUUCAGCUUACUAGGCAAUUUUUAGAGACGUUAUUAUUGGAAGACUCGUGUCACUACUUGUUUUAUUCCUUGAUAUUCUUGUAUGCAGCUCCAGUUACAUUGGUUUUGACACCAGUGUUUCUUUUUGCUGUGAUGCAUUUGGCCAGUUAUUCUCUUACCUUGCUAGAUCGGUUGGGGCAGAAUAGUUGGUGGGGAGCUCGCCUCUUGAUAUCUCUGGUGGAAUUUCAAUCGCGGAAUAUUCUUCGCUUGUGUGCUCUAUCGGAAAUUAUUAUUUUGCCAUUCACAGUCCUUCUAGUAUUUACGGGACGUGCCGGUUUGCUGACACCUUUCAUCUAUUAUCAGUUCCUGAAAUUGCGACUUGCAUCGCAAAGAAAUCCAUUCACUCGAAAUGUAUUUUACGAACUCAGAAACGGAUUGAGUUCGGUGUCGAGAAAACCGGCAGUGCCAGAUAUCGUCCGAAGAAUGAUUGAUGGUCUGCUGUCUCUGACUCAACAAAUGGCACCAGUGCGCCAAUAAUAUGUAUGAUAUUAAGAUUAAACUUUUUCUUAUCAUUUCAAGACAGAUCUCCUAGGGUUCUAGGGUCCACUCAGCAUAACACUGAAUUAGUGUAAAAACAAAAUGAGUGCCGACAUCAAAAUCCAUAGUAAAUGUAUAUUGCAUGAUAAUUUAAAAUAUUCAUGAAAACAAUCAAAGCAUAUGAAAGAUUUCUUAAUACUAAUAUAAUUAUGUUCAUUAAUUACUGAACAUAAAGUAAGAAAACGUGAAGAUACUACAUCAAUUAUUAUAUAGAAUUCACAGUUUAAAAGAAAAUAUAAUUUGGUUAUAAUAAAUUUGGUUGUAGAUAUUCGUUUUAAAGAAUGCUUCAAAUCUAUUAUUAUAUUUAAGGAUAAAAAUAUCUAUGCACAUAUACUAACUUCAUAGUUUCAAAUAUGAUACAAAUUUGAAACAUGAAUUUGUAACAAAUAGGUAAUGGUAUGCAUAAUAGAAUUUAUAAUGUUGAUUGUUAUAUUUUUUUUUUUCUUUAAUCGAUUGAUUUUAUUUUGCACGGUGUUUUUCGGUACUAUAAGUUUAAUAUAUAUCUAAUGUCUGGUGUAUACAAGAUAUAAAAUUACUUUUCAUGAACUACAGGAUAAUUGUUGACUCGCCAUUUCAUUGGAAUAAGCUUAGUAUUUGUCAUGCGUUUUUGUCAACCGUUCGUCUUUUAGUGUAAUUUUAUCUAUUUUCUAAUUAAUAUACUUAUCAUAUUUAAAAGUAAUUCAGAAUAAUU